Messenger RNA from Melitaea cinxia (Glanville fritillary), 2546 nucleotides. RefSeq names its product acylamino-acid-releasing enzyme-like. The coding region runs from base 176 to 2368 and encodes 730 amino acids. Gene Ontology annotation, molecular function: serine-type endopeptidase activity. The transcript has 15 exons. Gene Ontology annotation, biological process: proteolysis. Lineage: Eukaryota; Metazoa; Arthropoda; Insecta; Lepidoptera; Nymphalidae. The record is from RefSeq and is a predicted model, not a curated record.
UCAAAAGACCGUGAUCAUAUGUUGAUAAGUGAUAACUCGAAGUAGGUAUAAAUAAAGUAGUUCAUUUCAUUAAACAAAGUAAAAUUAAAACUGAAAACGCAUUAUUAGCCGACCAGCUGCUUAUAGUACUCAUCCGUAGAUAGCAUAUCAACAACACUUGUAAAACAGGUUUUUCAUGAUGGGAGAAAUAUGGAGAAUGAGUUCUCAUAUGGAAAGUGUUAUAAAAGCAUAUAAAACAUUGUCAAAGAUACCCUCAAUAGUAGGGGGUAGAUUGAACAGCAAGGGUAACAGGGUAACAUCAAGAUGGUCUGUACGUAAUUUGGACAAAGGAAAAAGUACACAGUAUUUGAUUGAUUAUGUUUUGGAUGAUAAAUUGAAUGUUAUCAGUCAGAGUGAUUUUGGAGUUGAUAUAAGUCAUGAAUUGCUUACUGCUGUUUCACCAAAAGAGAACUUUAAAGCAGUGAUCAGAGAAGAAAAAGAUGACAAAGAUUGUUCCAAGAAGAAAUUCUUCCUGGAAGUCUGGUCUAAGACUUCACUGAAACAUUCUAUAGACUUAACUUCAUUGGACAUUCACGGAGAUGUGUAUGCUGAUUCGGAAUUUGGUAGUUUGGAUUGGUCUUCUGAUGAAAAGCAAAUUGUGUACAUAGCUGAGAAAAAGUUGAAAAAAUCAGAACCUUUUAUAAAGAGGAAAACGGUGGAUGAUAAAAAUAUAGACUCUGAAAAAAAACCAAUACCGGGCGAAGAACAUUUGUUCCGAGAGGAUUGGGGUGAACAACUGACUGGCAAGCAACAGAGUGUCGUUGUUAUUUGCAAGCUAGCAGAUGAAAGUUUCACCAUCUUGGAGAAUAUUCCGGACAACUGGUGUCCGGGACAGGUUAGGUUUACCCCCAGUGGAGACGGAGUAGUGGGAGUGGCCUGGGAUAUAUCAGGUGUUAGACGUCUAGGCCUCAUAUAUUGUACUAAUCGCCCUGGAUAUAUAUUCUGUCAUACGCUUGCUGGAAAACUUAUAAAGCUGAGUGGAGAUAACGCAGCGGUCAGAUCUCCGCGCUUCUCCCCGGCCGGCGAGCUGGUGUGGCUGCAGCGCGCGGCGCGCGGCCCGCACCACGCCUGCCACCAGCUGCUCCGGAUCACUGCUGACGAUUUUAAAAGCAUCUUGGAAUCAGAUGAUAGUGUAGUUGGCGACAAAGUUUCAGUGGUUAUUGAUAUUGUCCAAACUAAGAAGGAUAUAUUGAAUGAAGAAACCUUCUACGGCAUAUAUUGUCAGAACCUACCAGCGAAGUGUUUCAGCAGUGACGGCAAGAGGUUAAUAUUUAGUACCCAACAGCAAAAUGAGAUUAGGAGCUAUGUGGUCGAUAUAGAUAGUGGCAAUAUAACAGAUAUAUCUAAUAAUAAGAAGAGUCCAGGGUCAACGUCCGUGCUGAGUGUACAGUCUGAUGUUAUAUUAGCAGCUUGGUCCAGUUUGACGACACCGGGCCAGGUGUUCGUGGCCAAAUUGCCUCCUGCGGGGUCAGAGACGAACAUCGAAUGGGUCAGGAUAAGUGCUCCAAGUUCUGUACCGAGCGUUGUUGCCAACGCCAAGGUGCAGUACGUGAGCUUGAAACACGAGAAUUCGGAAGACGAAGUCUCGUCGUUCACGGCGCUGUACGUGGGCCCGGAGCGGGGCGGCGUGUGCCCGCUCGUGAGCUGGCCGCACGGCGGGCCGCACUCCGCCUUCAGCAACGCCUACUCGCUGGAGGCCGCCCUCUUCACCGUGAUCGGCUUCUCAUCUCUCCUAAUCAACUAUCGAGGAUCAUCUGGAACGGGGGAUUCGUCAAUAUUUUUCCUACCAAGUCGUAUCGGUACGUCCGACGUAGCCGAUUGCAAACUGGCGACCGAAAAAGCCCUAGAUAUGUUCCCCGUAAAUGACAAGAAACUCGUGUUAUACGGUGGUUCUCAUGGUGGUUUCUUAGUGACACAUCUCAGUGGGCAAUACUCAGACUUCUAUAGAGCGACAGUUGCGAGAAAUCCUGUCAUAGAUUUGACGUCCAUGUAUAACACUUCUGAUAUAGCGGAUUGGUGUUCCGUAGAAGCAGGCAUGCCCUUCAAAGAAGACGGUCCUGAGACCGAAGAGAAGCUAUUAGCUCUACGUAGAGUGUCUCCGUUAGUCCACGCUCAUAAAGUGACCACGCCCACCGCCCUCAUGUUGGGCACUAAGGACAAAAGGGUGCCUUACUACCAGGGUUUGGAGUAUGGCAGGAAAUUGAAGGCUAAUGGGGUCAUGGUUAAGAUGUUCGUGUAUGAAGACAACCAUGCUCUAAGCAGCUUGCCCGCUGAGAUGGACAACCUCAUCAAUGGCGCAGACUGGUUUAUUUCAAUGAUAAAACCAUAGCGGUGCAAGGAGCUGAUGAGCGAAUAUUUGAGGGAAUAGGCAAUGGAAGUGUUUUUUUAGUGUUGCCAGUACCUGUAGCGCUAGAUAAUUGCGAGUGUUGCUACACAAUACAAUAUUAUUUUUAUAAGCGUAAACAUUUUAUAUACGAAGUCAAAUCAAAAAUAAUUUGUAAUAUUAU